Molecule: messenger RNA, 450 nt
Organism: Mycetomoellerius zeteki
Lineage: Eukaryota; Metazoa; Arthropoda; Insecta; Hymenoptera; Formicidae
Exons: 2
Coding region: 46-348 (100 amino acids)
Source: RefSeq, a predicted model, not a curated record
GAUGUAAGAGCUCACUGAGCGCUCAGUGAGCGGUCGUGGUACUAAAUGCACCUAAUACGUAUUGAGAAACGUUCCCUGGGACGACUCCUUGAUGGUCUAGUGAACCCUUGUAAGGAGUUAUCACCAACAUCAUCUACGAUUUCAUGCUCUGACGUAAGAAAUCUACAGAGGAAGAGAAAACGGGUGGAACACAUUUUGGAAGAAUUAGUAGAAAAUAUAGCCGCAGAAAAAGAAGAAAAAAGAGAAGAAAGAAAAAGAAGAGAGACAAAGCACAAAGAAAUUCGAGAAAAAAUAGACAAGAUCGCGAGAGAAGACAUAAGGAGCAAAUGGAUGUUCAAAAAUCUUUAGUAUCCAUUUUACAAUUUUUAAAAUAAAAUAUAGUUUCUUGUAGUUUUAUAAGAAAUAAGAUUAAGAAGGCGUUUACUUGCACGCUUAUUUACUUUUCCAGGC